CACGCUACACUACACUGCAAGAAAGGCAAGUACAGGGGAGGCGGGUAGUUUAUAUUCACAGGAACCGGGAGCUUUACUCCUCCCAGCACUCCACACUCCACACUCCACUCCUGAGGCAGGCAGGAGGAGGCUCGCUGCGUGGGCAACAGACACACACUACACUGACUAGUUGCUCUGCUGCCGCUCAUUCCCUUCCCCUACUCUGCUGCUACCUCCUCAGAGAAUCUGCGGGGGGCAGUAUUCCCCUGCAGAGGAGAGAUCAUGGGACAGUCGAAGAAGAAGUUCCGCGGCGUCAGGCAGCGCCACUGGGGCUCCUGGGUCUCCGAGAUCAGGCACCCUCUCCUUAAAAGGAGGGUGUGGCUGGGUACCUUCGAGACGGCGGAGGAGGCGGCGCGGGCGUACGACGAGGCCGCCAUACUGAUGAGCGGCCGCAACGCCAAGACCAACUUCCCGGUCUCGAGGAACGCCACCGGGGAGCUCGCACCGGGGACCGCGGUGGCAGCGCGGGACGGCCGGGGCGGCGGCGGCGGCUCAUCCUCCUUGACGGCAAAUGGCAGCGGCAACAAUCUGUCGCAGAUCCUCAGUGCCAAGCUCCGUAAGUGCUGCAAGACGCCGUCGCCGUCCCUCACCUGCCUCCGCCUCGACCCGGAGAAGUCCCACAUUGGCGUCUGGCAGAAGCGCGCCGGCGCUCGCGCUGACUCCAGCUGGGUCAUGACCGUCCAGCUCAACAAGGACGUGGCCAUUUCGACGGCGGCAGCCGCGUCGUCCAGCGACCAGCCGACACCGAGUGACAGCACAGUCACGACGACGUCCACGUCCACGACAGGCUCACCGCCACCGCUGGCGAUGGACGAUGAGGAGAGGAUCGCGCUGCAGAUGAUCGAGGAGCUGCUGGGCAGGAGCGGACCGGUCUCGCCGUCACAUGGGUUGCUGCAGGGUGGUGAAGGAAGCCUCAUCAUCUAAAUUCUGGAAGAACAGAAAAGAAACUGAAAAUGCAUGGUUAAAACAGCAUGAUCAGGUCACCAUCUCAGAUCAAGGAUCUGGUAGGGUGGUUGGUGCACAGGCAGUUAAGAUUGCUCCAUAUGAUAGGUAUAUCUCUAUUACUACUACAUCCAAGCUUAAUUAGGAAACAAUUAUAAGAUCAAUUACUACUGUGUGAAGUGAAGAUGUGUAUUUAUUAAAUACUUACUUGUAUGUACAAGCCGUCCCAGUCAUGAUAGUCACACUGGUGAAAGCUCUGCUAUGUAUCAAUGUCAUCAGAGAUCAGACUACAUAUAUAUAAGUGGUGUCAACUUCUAAUAAAAGUAAAUAAAAACAUUUGUAAUUGUGUA
This is a messenger RNA of Oryza brachyantha (malo sina), 1331 nucleotides long. Its product is annotated as ethylene-responsive transcription factor WIN1-like. NCBI's taxonomy places the organism in Eukaryota, Viridiplantae, Streptophyta, Magnoliopsida, Poales, Poaceae. The transcript has 2 exons. The record is from RefSeq and is a predicted model, not a curated record. Gene Ontology annotation, biological process: regulation of DNA-templated transcription. Gene Ontology annotation, molecular function: DNA-binding transcription factor activity; DNA binding. The coding region runs from base 262 to 963 and encodes 233 amino acids.